Messenger RNA from Pollicipes pollicipes, 4765 nucleotides. RefSeq names its product paternally-expressed gene 3 protein. NCBI's taxonomy places the organism in Eukaryota, Metazoa, Arthropoda, Thecostraca, Pollicipedomorpha, Pollicipedidae. Bases 30 to 1190 code for a protein of 386 amino acids. The record is from RefSeq and is a predicted model, not a curated record. The transcript is spliced from 3 exons.
ACUUGCAGACACCAAAGCCGCAGUUCAUCAUGCGGCUCGCGUUGCUCCUGGCGGUACUGUGCUGUGCCAGUGCCUUUCCGUUGAAUGGCGUGGCCACUAUAUUCCGGACCAACAACACACCAGCAGGUGACUGUACUGCCACAGGACCGUCAGGUAGUGACCCAUGCAAGUUCUGCAAAUGCUUCCCCACUGGAGAAUGCAUCGCGGUCCGAGCGCAAUGUGACUGGGACCGCAACCAAGAGGAGUACGAGGCCGACGGCUGCACGGCGGUCUUCUCGCCGGGCGUGUGUUGCCCGCAGGUGACCUGCGCAGGCGCCACCCUGCAGCCGGCCGGGCACCGGGUGACCACCACGCCGCGGCCGCUCGCACUCGCCGCGGGCGCUCCGGCCCCGCCCACCACGCAGGCCCCGCCCCCGACGGUAGCCACGACCCCGCCGACGACGCCCACGACGUUGCCGGCCGCGGAGACGCUGCCGCAGGAGAUCGACCUGGGGCUGACCUCGGCGGCUCCGGCCGAGGGGCCGAGUGAGUCGACCGCAGUCGAGGAGCCGGAGGUCUUCGCCACCACCGAGCAGCCGGAUGCGCCCACAUCAGCCGAGGAGCCGGAAGUCUUCGCCACCACCGAGCGGCCGGAUGCGCCCACAUCAGCCGAGGAGCCGGAGGUCUUCGCCACCAUCGAACAGCCGGAUGCGCUGGUCUCAGCCGAGGAGCCGGAGGUCUUCGCCACCACCGAGCAGCCGGAUGCCUCCAUCGCGGUGGAGAAGCCAGACGCCUUCGUCACAACCGAGCAGCUGGAUAGCAUCAUCUCAACAGAGGAGCCGGAGGUCUUCGCCACCACCCCGCAGCCGGACACGUCCAUCUCGGUGGAGGAGCCAGAUGCCUACGUCACAACCGAACAGCCGGACGCAGCCAUCUCGGCGGAGGAGCCAGACGCCUACGUCACAACCGAACAGCCUGAUGCAGCCAUCUCGGCGGAGGAGCCGGACGUCCUCGUCUCAGCAGAGGCGCCUGCUGCCUCACCGGACGACGCGGUGACGGAAGCGCCGUCCGAUCCGCCUUCGCUGACAGUCCCGGAGGCCUCAGCCGAGCUGACUCAGGCUCGGCCGGAGGUCCAGCAGGUCCAGCAGGAGGCGGACGAACUGGAGCAGCAGGAGGAGGCGAAGGCCGCGGAGGAACAGGUGGGGGACUGAGCCCGAACUCCCCCCGGACGCACCUCCAGCCCCGGACACUGCUGACGUUCCGGACCUGCGGCCGGUGGAGGCGCCAGUGCAGGAGAUAGUCGAGGUCCCCGGUCAGGACGUCCCUGCAGUUGACGCCCCAGCACUGGAGCUGGUUGAAGCUCCUGAGCAAGAAAUAGGCGAGCUUCCUGUGGCCGGCGACGAGCUUACCGCUGAAACAGAUGUGGCGGCAGAGCCUGCCACCUCUCAAGCUGAAGCGCCGCAGGCCAUCUCUGGAACGGAGGAGCCUCAGGCCGUCUCCGAGACAGAGGAGCUGCAGCUCGCACCGGCGCCAGAAGAGCCGCAGCUCGCACCGGCGCCAGAAGAGUCGCAACUCGCACCGGCGCCAGAAGAGUCGCAGCUCGCACAGUCGCCAGAAGAGCCGCAGCUCGCACCGGCGCCAGAGGAGCCGCAGCUCGUACCGGCGCCAGAGGAGCCGCAGCUCGCACUGGCGCCAGAGGAGCCGCAGCUCGCACCGGCGCCAGAGGAGCCGCAGCUCGCACCGGCCCCAGAGGAGCCGCAGCUUGCACCGGCGCCAGAAGAGAUGAGGACGGAAGGUCCACCGGUCAUCCCUGCCACGGAAGUGCCUCAGUUCACGACGGAAUUAGACGGGCCAGAACUCGCCGCCGUCACGGAAGACCCUCAAUUUAGCGCGGAGGCAGUUGAGGUUCCGCUGGUGCCCGCCACGGAGCCUGGACCAACGAUUCCGCCAGAGUCAGUCGGAAGUGAAGAUCUGCUGCUCGUUGAGGAGGAGGCAGACAGAGGCGAUGUCCCUCCGCCCAGUGACGUAACCCUCUUUGGCGACGCACUCGUGUCUAGUGAUGUGCCCCCGUCCAGUGAUGUGCCCCCGUCCAGCGACUUGCCCCCGUCUGGUGACGCCCAGGAAACCAGUCUGCCCGCUCUGGCGGAGGAGGGGAGCGGCGAGCUGCUAGCGGUGGAAGAAGGCCCAUUGCAAGAGGAGUUCCCUGCCAGCGUAGGCGAUUCUGUCAGCGAUCUGAUACCGGUUCCGGGUGAAAGCUUUCCGGCACCGGAGGGCUCUGAAGGCAUAGCCGUGAGGUGGGGAGGCGGGGGGAGGAGCGGCUUAGUGGAAAAACACGGCUUUAAGUAUCGACUUAUAUAGCGCGUAAGUAAGCAUUGCAUGUAAGCACAGAGAAACAUGUUUAACUCACUCAACAUCUUGACGGAUGGAGUGGUGAGUGUGGUGGAAGAUUUACCCCCUUGACUACACGUGAAGAUGUUCGAGUUCAUGAGGGUUGUGAUAUUUGUGUUGAAUUUCACAGUCGCGCGUGACGGUAAAACGUUCGAAGUGCAUCUCGACCUCGAGGGUUUCUACUAGAGAUUUUUUCUCUUGGCGAUGGGAGCAUGUCUCUGUGCCCUGGACACCGCAGGAAUUGCCUCCCAAAUCGUAAUCUCAGUUUCUCCCGUCGAUCUGUAAGGACGUUCACUUGCCUAAGGUUCGCCAGAAGGAAGGGAAUACCGAAGUGUUCCAACACUUUGCCAAACGUGGGUGUAAGAUUCAGAGAGCGAAAUUCUCUUGGCGACUCCGGCAUUGUUGUUUUUUUUUUGGAACUGGAGAGAUGGUUGCCCUCGUCCAAACUGAUAUGACCUGCCCCCCCCCCCCCCCCAUAAGCGAUCGAAAAAAGACGCGUCAGUGGCAUUCUUCACAAUAUUCAUUCAGCAGCCGUGCCGGAGUACAUCAGCGGGUAUCAGCCACGUUUUCUCGAAGGUGAAAUAGCUUACUUGCCGUGGUUGCAGAUCAAAUGGAAUAUUUUCGGAAGGCAAAGCACACGGUAACUGUUCCGUGCGAAGUGUUUCACGUGUUGAGCAAGUUUCCGCAAAGGAUUCGUUGACAAGCUCAGUUUAACUGUUGGAGUAGUAGCUGUUAGCAGUAACGGAGUAUGCGGCUCCGGUAAAUUCAAGGGCGCAAGGUGCCGACUGUCGAUUCGUUUUUGCUGGUCUGUCCGUACUAAAAAUCAUUCCUCUCACAAGCAAUUUUCGUCAUCUUUCACUUGUGCUAACUGGUCUCUGCAGCGGAAAUUUCUUGACGUACCUCUUCCAUUAGGUUCGUUAGUUUACCGAACUGGCGACCGCCGUGUGCGCUGUUUCGAUGGUUGAUGGGGGUCUUAAACUACUCUGUCAUCCAACGAAGCUCGUUGACUUUGCGCUGGUUUUGCACAUUGCUACUUUGCGUAACAUAUUCAUUGAUCUUGCACGACGGGGUAGAAGCUGGUCUUAGCCCUCCCCUGGUCUUGAGCACGCACUAAGAGGUAAUAGCCCUGACACGAUGGCUUUGUAAAGGCCUACUGCUUUAGGGGAUCAUUGUUGGUGAUUCUACAUUGGCUGGGACAUCCUGCAAAACUUGCAGAGGCGAAGACGCAUGAAGGAAAAGCUGCCAAAUUUGGCAAAAAUGGUCAGCUGCCAACUUUGGCCAAACUUUGCGGCGUCGCUGUGAUGUAGUAUGGUAAGCAGUGUUCACGGAGAUUCCCUGAUUUACAACGCUUCGAGAGCUCCUAUGCCCUUGAAACCUGUGUCGCUGUUGUUUGCCACUAACUACGCCAAUAAACAGCUUUGUUUUUUAGCUUUGCGUGUUCAGCUUCGUGUGGGAGCUGGAAAUUAUAAUAUACAUCAUAGGCAAGAAGAUAUGACAGCUCCAUGAACAACCACAUUAAUUUGCACUAAAAGUGGCAAUUUCUAUAGCAUGCACAAAUGAUCAUUUUGUGGCCAAUCAACAAUACACAAUAGCUACAAAAAAACUUGAGGGCAAAGGAAACGGCAGUAUGUAGUGCGUAACAGGACUUCGGGAGCGAGGUAGCCGCUGGCAGAUCCAAUCCGCCGGCUUGGGGAGACAGAUCGCUAUGUCGACUAAAAUAAGCUUGCCCAGGUAGAAUUUUUCCUCGGAAUCUCAUCACCUUCCUUUGCUUUCAAGUGCAACUCAAGCAAUACUUGUGAAAGGUAGCAAUAAUUCUUUGGAAAUAUUAACAGCCCUAGCAUAUCUGUGGGAUUUUCGUUAUAACCACGCAAUUUUGCAGCCUUCAUUUAAAGACUAGGUCGACGCAGACUAGGUCGGCGUCAGUAAAGCACUCUAACUUGGCUUCAGGUAUGCCGCUGGUGGAUCAGGCCGAUUGAUUUGGCGAUGAGAAAGAACCGCGCUGGAAAAUAAUUAUCCAUGCAUAAUAUACCUCAGGGUUAUUACAUUUCCUCGUAUUUGAGAUACCUUAGCUAAUGUUUGGGAAGAGGAUGACACAAAGAAUGUAGUAAUGACCACACAAACGUCGCUGGGGUAACGCUCAACUAUUUUACGACAGUUUGUGAGCUCACGUGAACAUUGUGCUGGUUGGUCUCCUCUCCAGAACUGAGAGACUCAUAAAGAUACCUUAAAUUUCUGUUAAUGCGCUUUCUAAAAAAAAUAUUGCCUUGUGCUAGAAAUAUGCCCGAGAACCCAAUCAUACUGGAAACUUAGCAUACCAAUUACUAAACUGACAUUCAUAAUGCCCCGAUUUUUUAACGUUCACUCUUUGCUGAAUGCAUACCUCCAGCCAAACCAGCCU